GACACCUUUGUCUUACCCUUGGCAGUUGGCUGAUUUUUACCACCCUGCUAUCCGUGCAGUCAAGUCGUAUUUUUCAUAACAAAGCAGUGUACUUCAAUAUCGCAAUGGAGGGGGGCGCGUGGUGCGCCCGUGACAUCUCACUUCGAGCACAAAAGAAGUUUCUGUCGCGCGUCGGCGGCACCGCCAGCGCGCGCGCACUCGUGCUCGACGAGCAUGCAGCCAAACUUCUGGACCAGUUCCUGUCGGUGCUCCGCGAGCGCAUGGAGAAGCGCGAGGCGGAGAAGCUGGUGAAGCACGUCAUCAAGUCAGCCGUGAAGCUCGGCGUGCUGCGCCGCCACGGGCAGCUGUCUGCCGCCGACGAGCGCGCGCUAGCUGCCUUCAGGUCCAAGUUCCAUACGGUGCUGAUGGCCGUGGUAUCAUUCUGCGAGGUGGACUUCUCAUACGACCGCGGCUUCCUUCAGGAUGCACUCCGCGAAUCUCACCAGUCCCUUAAGUCCGUAGUAGAGCGGCACCUCUCAGACAAGUCCGUGUCCCGGCUAGCCGGCGUGUUUGGCAUCGCAUCUCGCGGUGAGCUGCUCGACGCUCUGUUCUCCGGCCAAGUGGACGAGGACGUCCUCAAACUCUCCCGAAUGCUCCGCAAAGAACUGGACCGAGGCCUUCUAUAAUCACGCACCACACGCGUCCUGUGCCGUCCUUAACCAAAGCUAAACGUACCACGUAGCCCGUACUAAGGUACCCUGUACCAAGGUACCCCGUACCAAGGUACCUCGUACCAAGGUACCCCGUACCAAGGUAUUUGGACGAUUUACCUCACGCGAGGCCAUUUUGUCGUAGAGAACGUCUCUAGCACCGACAGUGGGAUCACUUACGAUAUCGUUAUCUCCAUAAAUGGAGAUUUGACUUUUAUUAGUAACAAUAUUUCUAGUUAGAUUGUAUGUUGAUACAAUUGCACGACGGAUCGAUUGUGGUGCCGGCUUGUUAAAAGAAAACUUUUUAAACCAUAAUGGACCGCAAACGCUAUUUAGUUGAUAACAUUAUCAAAAUAAAUCAGUGACUAAUUGGUCGGUUAGUGCAUAACAAUUGUUGCUGAUAAGGGAUGACUAAAAUAGCUCGUUGGAAUCAAGCCGGCAUAAUGUAGGGCAUUAUUGCUUGUCCAUUUGUUUUUUCAGCACACAAUUUUGAUUGAACCGUCAUUGGGAUGCUCUCUCACUACUUUCUGUGAUUCCAAAUAUUUGAAAACAGAUGUUAUCAAGACUCUUUUGAAUACUCAGUGAGUUUAUGUUAAACUUUAUACUAUAUAUUGGCGUUGAAAUAUUUAGAUAUAUGUACGUUUCGUUUUAAGGCAAUUAUUGAAAUUACUUCUGAAAAAUCAAAUAUUUCAUCAUCAAGAAAAAAAUGUCCAAUAAAUACAAAUUUUGUA
Molecule: messenger RNA, 1420 nt
Organism: Trichoplusia ni (cabbage looper)
Lineage: Eukaryota; Metazoa; Arthropoda; Insecta; Lepidoptera; Noctuidae
Gene: sigmar
Product: tumor necrosis factor, alpha-induced protein 8-like protein 2 A
Exons: 5
Coding region: 105-665 (186 amino acids)
Biological process (GO): regulation of apoptotic process
Cellular component (GO): cytoplasm
Source: RefSeq, a predicted model, not a curated record